UCAAACAAUCCUUGGUUGUAAUUGCAUUACGAUAGUGCAAUACGUCAAGACGAAAAAAAAAACCUAAUAAAAAUAGAAUAAAACCAAUAGGGUCAUUUCAGGAAUUUCACAAAAGAAACCAAAAUUUGUACGGAACAUCCAAGGAGGAACAAAACUUAUAAAUAAAAUAAAAAUAAAAUACCGUUAAAUCCGUUGAAGGCAAAGCGUGGCGUAUCAGAAGGCCCGAUUCUUCGAUGUUUUUUGUUUUGGCAUUCAAAAUCCCGAAAAGAAAAUUCUCCCCCGAAAAUUUCAUUCUUUUUGCAUAAUUAUUUUGAAUAAAAAAAAAAUCUCCAUUUUAUCGAUUUUGUUAUUCUCCAUGUAUCUUCCUUUUUUCCGAUUCCCUCUCUGAAUUUGCCAAUUUUUUCCUCUAUAAGUUGUUGUCCACAAAACCCACCCCUCUCUUUCGCUUUCUCCCACCAAUUCAACGAUACCCAUCUCCUCUUUGUUCACUAUUUCUUUUAUUUGGGAUAUCCCCUUCCGAUUUCGGUGAAGGUUUUUGGGUUCUUCAUCCUGUUCUUGUUGUUUUUCUACGAUUCUUGGCGAUUCUGCAUGUGGGUCGGUUUUCUCUGGGCUUCUUUGUCGCCCAAACUUGCAGAAACUGAUCGAAGAUAGUAAAAUUUAACGGUUCUAAGCUGCUAGAUUUGUGGGGUGGUUCGAACACUGGCUGCUUAUCGAGUUUUUAAUCUUCCAAUACCAUAAUAUUUUAUUUGUCGUUUGAGUUCAUUGGUUAUUGUUUUUUUUAUAUAUAUAAAAGAAACAAAAGAUGUGUUGAGAGGUUUCUGGUUGUUUGUUUGUUUGUGUUUUUAGAUUAGAAUCAUGGUUGUUUCGUUGAACUGGUAACGUAUUGCUUGUCGUCUUCUUGUCAUCUUCGUUAAGUUUUUUGAACCAAUUUCUAGGUCUAGUUUUUAUUGUCUUCCAUGUGUUUGUAAAAAUGUCCCUGUGUUUUUUUUGAAUUCCUUUGUUUUCUUUUUUCCUCUUUACUUUCAAUCUAUCUGUCAAAGCUUUAUUGGAACAUGGAUUUAACAAAUGGGGGCAGGGCCGGCAAAGCUCCGAUAGCGAAUAAUUCCGUUACCGAAGUAGCUGAUAUUGUUUCUGGUAAGUCUAGCAAUCCCCAAGAGAAUGAUUUGGGAUCAAAGUUGGGGAUAGGAAGCAAAAGCAACAAGGAUAUGGUAUUUCGUGCUGAUAAGAUUGAUUUCAAGAGCUGGGAUAUUCAGCUGGAUAGACACUUGAGCAGGGCAUGGUCAAGGGACAGGGAAGUGCCUGCCAAAAAGGAAGAAUGGGAGAUUAACUUGUCUAAACUUGAUAUCAGAUAUGUUAAAGCUCAUGGCACUUAUGGUACUAUUUACAGAGGAAACUAUGAUGGCAAAGAUGCUGCAGUGAAAGUGCUUGAUUGGGGGGAGGAUGGUGUUUCCUCCGUUGCUGAAAUUGCUGCUCUUAGAGCAUCUUUUCGCCAGGAAGUUGCUGUAUGGCAUAGGCUUGACCAUCCCAAUGUUGCCAAGUUUUAUGGAGCUUCAAUGGGGACCUCCAACCUUAAAAUCCCUCCCAAAAGCCCAUCAUUUGACAGUAACCAAUCUUUUCCUUCAAGGGCUUGCUGCGUUGUUGUUGAGUAUCUUCCAGGAGGAACCCUAAAGGGCUUUUUAAUCAAAAACAGGAAAAAGAAACUUGCAUUUAAGGUUGUGAUUCAACUUGCUUUGGAUCUUUCUAGAGGUUUGAGUUAUCUACACUCCAAAAAGAUUGUACACCGUGAUAUUAAAACGGAGAACGUGCUGUUCGAUGCUCAGAAGACUCUCAAAAUUGUUGAUUUUGGCGUUGCUCGAGUCGAAGCGCAGAAUCCACGGGAUAUGACUGGAGAAACUGGCACGCUCGGUUACAUGGCUCCCGAGGUCCUUGAUGGUAAGCCUUAUAAUCGAAAAUGUGAUGUUUACAGUUUUGGUAUAUGUUUGUGGGAAACAUAUUGCUGCGAUAUGCCUUACCCAGAUCUCAGUUUUGCUGAAAUUUCAUCUGCAGUUGUACGCCAGAAUUUACGACCCGAAAUCCCUAGAUGCUGUCCGAGUUCAUUCGCAAGCAUCAUGAAAAGAUGUUGGGAUGCAAAUCCAGAAAGGCGACCCGACAUGGACGAGGUCGUAAACUUGUUGGAAGCCAUCGAUACGAGCAAGGGAGGUGGCAUGAUUUCUAAAGAUCAAGCUACUCGUUGUUUUUGUUUCGGCAUACCUCGUGGUCCAUAGAUAAUGAACUAUUAUAUAGAAGUAUGCAGUAGUGCAAAUUAGCCAAAGGUGUGCGUUCGUGAGCCGACCUCAAAGUUUCAAUCAAUUCUUGACCACCUACUCAAAACUAAGAGCGGAUGCCGCCGCUUCUACGAACUUCUUUUUUUUGCCACAAGUACUCUUGUUUUGCUGUUCAUAUUUGGGAUUUGGAACUAUUUUGAUGGUUUAGAUUUUGAAUUUAAAAUUUUAAAAUAAAUAUUUGUAGUAAAAAAAAAAAAAA
Messenger RNA from Cucurbita moschata (crookneck pumpkin), 2523 nucleotides. Its product is annotated as serine/threonine-protein kinase HT1-like. Lineage: Eukaryota; Viridiplantae; Streptophyta; Magnoliopsida; Cucurbitales; Cucurbitaceae. The transcript is spliced from 7 exons. Gene Ontology annotation, cellular component: plasma membrane. The record is from RefSeq and is a predicted model, not a curated record. Gene Ontology annotation, biological process: protein phosphorylation. Bases 1053 to 2264 code for a protein of 403 amino acids. Gene Ontology annotation, molecular function: protein kinase activity; ATP binding.